GAAGCAUAAAACCCACGCUUUUUGUAUCAUUUCAUUGCAGAAACAGAGAACUGACCUUCUCACCAUACUAAUAUUCAGCUCAUUACUACAAAUCUAGUACUACACCGAACGUGCCCCAUUGAAAUCGCUCACGUAGUGCCCUAGUGGACAAAAGAGCUGUAAAAUAGGUUAAGUGCUUAAGAAUAAAAAAAAAAAUACCAACUUAAUGAUUUUAUGGCUAUAUCGAUCUUUUUCUACUCAUAGUGUAAAGGAGUAGAGAUCAAAGUGGAUAAUAAAAUGAUAGAUAUGAUAGUAUUCGCUAGGUAGCGAACAAGUCUCGCGUUCAGUAUCAUACAGGCGUAUCUACAAUGAUCGAUUUCUCUUCAUCGAUUUUCUCUUCGGAUUGUUCCGGGAAAUACGGCCAAUAUUCGGAUGAUCUCUCGGUGUGUUUCAGUAAAGGACGACUAGGACUAGCAUCUAAACCAACAAAUACAACCAAAAAGGAUUUAUCGGCCAAGUUAUUUACCAAAGAGAAAAUCGAUGAAGAGAAAUCGAUCAUUGUAGAUACGCCUGUAUGAUACUGAGCGCGAGAAGUGUGAAAAUUUAUAGAAGAUGAAAUUAGGCAAGUAGGCCAUAUAUAUAUUUUUUUUUUCGAAUGCGUGAAACAUCUGCCGUACGACCUGUGCUUUUAAACAGAUCGGCUUGGUUGGUAGUUCAUACCACUUUACCAAGACUGACAAAAGUUUCAGACACAUUUUUGGUCCUUUAGGGUCCCCAAAUCAUCGGUUUUAGUAGAAUAGCGUAUUUUUAUCGUCGAAAAAAUUUUUAGUCCCACACAUUUUUUUACAACUUUAGGCCCUUUGAGGGACCACUUUACCUUGAGAUACGGACUUCAAAUUUUGACAUGAUCAUUUCUGAGCCAAAACGAUCGUUUUCCAACAACGAACGUAUAACAUUUUCAAAUUUUGAAAAAUAAGCGACGGCCUACUAGACAGGCAAAAAGAUCGUGGUUGUGAUCUGUUAAAUGUUGUUCGGCUUUGCUUUCGGUUCGGUUUCCGUUCGGUUCGGUUCGGUUUUGGUCGACCGCUCCCUGGUUAAAGGGACGACUUGUUUUCGGAUAGGAUGAAUUUGGGAACGUUAGAUUACACAGCGCAACAUUUUUUUGUCUCAAGAGCAAACUUAUGUGUCUCCGAAGGAUUUUGGGCCGCUGAAUCUGAAUCCGGGCUGAGAUUUGCUCCAACACGUCACGUUUUGAGGUAUACCUCAAUUUAUUGGGCAAAAUAUGCGAUUUUGGGCUUUUUUGACUGCAAGUCAUUAAACAUGGAAAUUAACGACUCAUGCAAAAUAUUUCGUUUUACAUAAUCAAAUUUGAUAGAUUUAAGCAUUUUAUGUUAGUAUGAAAACUUGCAUGCAACUUUUGGAGGGUGACUUGUAUGGGAAAUAUCGUACACACUGGCGUAGCCACGGUGGGGGGUUUUAGGGUUAAACCACCCCCCACGAAAGUCGUGAACUUUAAAAAAAAAGACACUACACCGUCUUCAGCCAGAGGCUGCAAAGACUGAACAUUACAUACACGAGACAACGGACAACACACAUAACGCCCAGUGGCCCAAUGGAGAAUUUUCCGUUUGACGAAAAGUUUUCCCCGAUUGGAGCGGGAAUCGAACCCGCACUCCGAGGCUUACGAAACGCCUAGACGACUGACGCCGCUAACCGCACGGCCACGAAGCCCACAGAAUCAACAAUCCAACGAAAUUAUGAUGCAUAAUUACAUGCUGAUUUCAAAACCAUGCUUCAAAAAAUUUAAGUAGAACAAUUUUUGAGUUUCCACUUAAAAUCCAGUUCUACACUUUUUAAAAAUAUGGAAUUCACUGAAAUUCAAAUAUUUUGCGCUACAGUCAAUCGACUUUUAAUCUUUUUGUGUUAAUAGAAAGCAAAUAUGUUUCAAUCAUCUGAACACGUUUUUGGAGUUAGUUUAAGGGAUGAUACACAGACUAUGUCACGCAACUAUCGUUUACAAGGACUAUCAAGUCAAGUACAAGACACUGAAGACGACCUUACAGUUGCAAAGCAAAGCAAAGCAAAGCAAAGAUAACCGUACACAUCGUAGUUGCUACUCCGUGAUUGACCAGAACAAUCGAAGUUGCACAGAGAGCCAAUGAAUGUGAAAGCUUGGGACUAGCUAACCAUUCUCAAUGUGCACAAUUCGAGAGUUCAGCUAUUUAAAGUCAAUAACGGCGCUGGCCACGUCCUUACGGUCAUCAGGAAAGGGAAGGAAUGUUAGUUCGACAACCGUUGCUACUAGAAACCGUGGAAUCCACAGCAUCCCCACAGUUGUCACGGGAAGGAAUGGUGGUUAGUAGGGUAGGGUAAGGUGUGGAUCUAGGAGCCACCUCUGUUAGGUGAUAUGAUCCACUAGUUAUAUGGAAAUACACGUCGCGGUCUUCAUCACGAUUAUGAUUUAUUUGAUCACGAUGACCACUGAUCCCGGAUUUCGUGCUCGCGUUUCCAUCGCCCUACCGUGGAAACCGACUGACCAACGAAUAUUGUAACGCGAUUCUGAUCCCGGAUUUUUCACUCGCACUUCCAUCGCCCUACCGAGAAAACCGACUCACUGAAGAUGACCUUACAGUUGAGGUCGAAAUACGUAUCUGUCAAAGGAUGUAAAUUCUUAGUGGAAUUUAAAAGGAAGAGUAUUUAACCCAUUUUUUUUUUAUUUAAUUCCCAAUAUUUUGUUUUUCUGUGUACACUGGUACUCGCACUAGGGUUUCAAUGCAUGGUCAAUAUCGGUAUCAUUUCUUGACUUUUUCGUUAAGGGUUUCCGAGUUUGACUGAAAAAGGAGCGUGCUAAAGCAGAACUUGUCAAUCAGAAUUCUUCCUUGCAAUUCAGUUGAAAAUGACUACUGUAACAAAACCAAAUACUUAAUUAGGUACUAAUUAACAGGACACGGGAUAUACCAGAAAAGAUCAAAUAUUGGUAGCAGUGGUUAUGCCCCGAACAGAGAAACAAAAUGCUCUGUGUGAUUUUUGUAAACAUCCUUUACUAAGUUUCUGCAUGACCUAUAUCAUAGGCUAUAUGUACGCAAGUACUAUAAGAUGCGAGGCCUUACAGACAUGCGCACAGUGGCGGGCCUCCAUACAAAGGUAGGACAAAACUUUAAAUGUUAACCGAAAUGACUAAAAUUCACAGGUUAUGAUAAAUUUAGUGCCCUAAACUUAUUUCUGUAAAAAGCGUGGAUAUUAUGAUUAUUUACCUAAUUUAAUGCUGUUUGAGUAAAACUUUGGGUAACUGUGUUGUUUAAGUUGCAAGAAAUGAAAAAAAAAAUAACAACACGAAUACACAAAGUUUUGAAAAUUAGGCAAGGAACCAUAAUACCCACGCAUUUUCCACUAUUACAUUGCGUACCAUUGUGACGAGUCAGUUCAUUUUUUCAAUACUGCAUAAGUAGGGACUGUGGAAAUUCGCGGCAAAAUUUCUUAAAUUUCGCGGGCUACUAUUGUAAAUUUCGUGACACCGUCGUGGUCCCAUAUUUUUGACUGUUUUGCAGAAGAAAACUCUAAUUUUGCAUGCCAAAUAAAUAAUUCACUUGGUUUUUAGAGGUCUGAACUCAUCGAAAAAGUAACAUAUUUGAUGAAAAAUUAAAAAAGAAGUAUACAUUGAAUACUCAGUAAACUUGUAUUAUGCGAUACAGAAUCGUGUAUAGCUUACCAUUGUCAAAAGGUACCAGUCAAUUUAUGUUUAGAAAGUUGAAAUUGAUGGAAAUUUAUAAGGCAUGUUCACAAUUUUGUCAAUUUUUGCGGCAUUUCGCGGGAUUUCUUACAAUUCGCGUCCAGAGGCAAAUUUAGCGGAUUUCGCGGCUUCCGCGAAAUCGCGAAUUUCCAUUGUCCCUAUGCAUAAGGUAUCGUUUCCCAAACUUGGCUUUAUUGAACUCCCAGUUGGUUAUCUUGUCAUCUUGCUUCGUGAAGAACAAUUCAAGCGUGCCGCCAAGGGGUUCGGGAGUUGCGUAACAUAGUUUGGGAAGCUAUGGCGUUGGGCAUUUUCGAUAAACUGUAAUGGAAAAUUCAUCACAAUAACUUCCAUUACUUAAAACCGACAUUUCAAUAAGGCAUAGAGUAAAGUGGGGCAAAAGUUCGAGUGGGGCAAGAGUUUCUUUUGAAGUUUUUGAGUUUAAUUCAAAUGAUAUCUUUCGGGUGUCAAAGGUUGUUCGAUGCCUUUUUGAAAAAGAGUCUUUCACUCCAAAAAUUAUGAAAAUUGAUUAAUAUUUCGAAAAGUUAUGACAAAAUGUUGGUUUUUGAUCAAAAAAUUGUAACAUGCGAUGGUCCUUCCAACGCAUGGAAUGGAAUUGUAAUGAAAUCGAACUCGAUAUUUUAUUUUGGGGCGUAACUAGGUAUAUUCUGAAGAUGCUUUAGCAUGUAUAACUUUUUUCAAAAAAGUUUUGGAAAUCAUAUUUUACACAUAGUGGGGCAAAAGUUCGAAUUGUGGGGCAAGAGUUCGAGUCAUGUGGCAACUUUAGGUAAAACCCUAAAAUUCUGCAAAAUUUACAUAUUAUCUCUAAAAAUGAUGGAAUUAGUGAGAAAAUUCGAUCGAAGUUGAAAAAAAAUGUUGUUUUAUCUGAAUUUGGCGGAAAACUACUAAUUUUUGGUGAAGUAAAUUUAACCCUGAGUUGGGUAAAAUCCAGAUCGAACUUUAAAGUGUAUUCCAAUUCCAACAUCAAAUAUUUAUUGGUUUUAGGUAUUCCAAUAACCAAAGUGUCGCAAUAGUGUUCUACGGAUAGCGGAAUACCACAAACACUAGAUUCGAACUUUUGCCCCAGUGGUGGGGCAAGAGUUCGAAUUAGACACACACAUACAAAAAGUGUUGUAACUCAAAAUUGAAAAGACAUUUGGCGUAACUUUGUUCAGCAAAAAUUUAGCUCAUGGAUGGUAGAAUCACCACACGGUAUUCAUUUAUUUUUAUCUGCUUCGAUUUCUUGAAAAUAAUAGAAUUUUCAACUAGGGUCGAACUUUUGCCCCACCUUACUCUAACUUCGUUCGAAAACAGUAACUUCUUAUAAAAAUGUGUGCCGUAUUUUAUCGCUCCUAUGUAUUGUAUAUAAUUCCAAAUAUGUGAAAGAUAAGGAUUAUAUCUUUCCAUCAAAAAUGGUAGAUUACGUGAAAGAAAUUUUGUGAAUGUGUAAGGGUUACACAUUUUUGGUGUAGUCUAGAAAUUAUGCACUUAUGAGUAGGGCUUACACACUUUAGGUGCUGAGCGGUUUUAGCGGUGACCGUUAACGCUUUGUUUUCGAAUAGAUUUAAUUUGGGAGCGUAAGAUUACUAAUGGCACGAUGGCCCUACGAUGACAUAUGCAUACCGUGAGCUUAAUUUCAAAACAGAAUCUUAGGUAUAUGUAAUGCCUACAUGCGAAAUGUGUACAUUACAGCUUGCAUGUUCAUCGUUCCAAUCAAUCGUGACUUGCAUCCUGCUACAUAAUAAACAAUGUUUCAAAUUAGAAUUUGAUCAAAUAAUCAAACUACGGGUGAUUAUUGGUUGCAAGUCAUGCUGGCACACGAUUUGUUUUUGCUUUUACACUUGAUAGGUGUUCUCAAAUAAACGCUAUCAAAUGCCCUCACCGAGCAUGAACCAAACGCCACCAUCACGCACUCUCUGGUGUAUUGGACGGACGGCUUUGGGACUGGGACAAGCCCGGCCAAGAGUUGGCGCGGCAUACGUAUCAUCAUCGGAGGAUCGCGCUUCGCCGAAGGUUAAAACAAUGAAGCAUAAUGAUGAUUGAACUUGAUUAUACGAUAUGAGAAGAAUGAAUCCAACCGCAUCCCCGUUUCCAGUAAAGAUUCUGCUUCGCCUGAAUUCACGUUCUACUUGUAGGCCUAAGUAUUCUGGUAAUCUUCAAAUUGAUCCGUGUACCUACAUUGCUUUCCGCGGAGAUUUCAACCCAAGAACGCCUUCUUCAUACCGGGGAAUCGAGUCGUUUUUACCGCCAAUUUUAUGCUUUUUGUCUUCGAUUCUGAGCAGUUCCCGGGUUUUCGUUCAUUGCUCCGAACGCGAAAGGGUGCGCGCAAAGCUUGAUCUUGAAAUUUGAUGAAGGCCGCAAUAAUAAUGCGAAAACAUUGCGAAGCUAUACAGCAUAGUACAGUACUAGCAAUUCCCUGAUGGUGAUGGUCGAAGAAAAUCAUUUUCGUUCGAUCCUCGAGUGUUCGGUACAAUGUUCCCCCAGCGCGAGGUUGAUUGCUCUUGCCAAACAACGAUGAGUUGCGCAAUCUUGUUGGCAGGCUUGCUGUAUUUACCUACCGAUCGCUACGUCUGUGACUGUUAUCAGCGGGAAUUUAAAUAAUUCGUAUAAGCAUGCUCAUUACUAGACAAGAAUUUGACAUUGAAAUGUGUUCAUGUUCACUCUUAUCAUACACGAUUUUAUUUUUUGUUUUAAAUUCGUGACAUUUGCUUCCUAGGUUUCCGCUGGCAAAUUACGCAGAAUUUUAAUUAAAUCAUAAAGAUGUGUUGGAUUGCUCAUCAGUUAAAAAGGCAGACCAUAUUUAAGAUGCACGUGAACCUCAACUGUUUCCUUCUAAUCACUCCUGCGCUACAGGAUUGUUAUGAAAUCAAGCUGACCGGGGGUAUACGUUGUCUGGACCACGUAGACGACUGAAUCCUUCCAGACCAGACGACGUGACUAAACCGAGGUCGAUUGAUUUUUGUUCGUUGACCUUGUCUUGAUUGUUACGGUCAAUUUACCUAAUUAUCAACACACAUAGCACGCGUUCCAGAGUCUAUCUCUAAGCGGACAGUCAGUCACAUAUAUGGUUUCUAUAUUGGCAAAUGAACCGUGUGACAACCGGGCUAGCUUUGCGACAAACGAUACGUAUAUGAAUGUGAAACACAGAUGAGAAAUAAUGAUUGUUCCGCGGAGAUCAGAAAAGAUCAUUUCCAUUAACACUAAUUGUUUGAGAUCAUUCGAAAUGGUAUGACAUAUCGUCGGUUUCCUGCAAUAGGGUAAAACUAAAAAAACAUCUUGUAGCAACUUUUCGAACCCUCAAAGCAGAAUACCCUCUUCGAAUGAGUAUGAUCAGUUUUAUAUCUUUUAAUUCCGCGCUUUUUUCCUUAUCCUUUGACAAAUACGUGUAUUUCGACUACCACUUGACCAAAUUGCCUGAAACUUGGUCAUAAAAUUCAGCUUGGCUGGGAAAGAUUUGAGGCCAACUUUUGAGUUCAAUAGGUUUCAUGAACCUCCCAUGACGAAAAGAACAAUACGGGCGAAAAUACGUAAGUUCCCCUAUAUGCCAUAGAAGCGUAAUAAUUGUAUUAUUUCACAGUUAUUGUUUGCAUUUUGAUUUGACAAAGAAAAUGAACAUCAGUCCUGUGGGUAAAAAUUCAACAUGAAUCUCAAUACAGCGCUUUCGGCCAAACCGUGGAAUGGUUUGUGAGAAUUUUUAGCGCUAUUUAAGUUCCGGCUUUUCGGGCCCGUAUGAAGUUGAUCACCAAUAUUAACUUCUUUUCCCGAUCAGCCUAGAUAGCUGUGUAGUGUCGGUAGCGGUUCGUUUAACUGGCUAAGAAUAGCACUACGGACCGCCUGUUCCAGUGGUAGGAAUCCACUAAUCAGGUGACCCCUAAUUCAUGGUGUUAUGCGGCUUUACGCUUACCGUGCCUAGGAAUGAAUGGUUAGGGGGGUCUUAUAAAAACCUAAUCGCAAACGGAGCCUGUGGAGUACCAGGGCACCCUCCACAGUAUUUGCCCUUACUGUGCUAACCGGAGCAAUAGCGCGGUGGACCUUGUGUUUCUCCGAGAGAAUCAGCUGUCCUUCUUCAAUCUUUUACUUGAGGAUGAAUAAGGGCGGGAUUAUGAAGAUGUUACUAAUUAGUUUAGAUUUUCACCUAUAUGGUUUCGCAUUAUGCGUUUUUCACAGUGUAUUCUGUGCAUCCUCGCCUUUGGCGCACUCAAAUUGAUACCGAUCUGGCUUUAUUGUUGCUGUUCUUUUUUGUGCUGUGAUUGUUAAGAGUUUAAUCUUGCCUAGUUUGGGUAGUGGCUACGGUUAGGAUAGCUCAGAUCAAUCUUCAGCACAAAAGAACAGCAACGAUCAAUCUUUGUAGACUUAUGCAAAAUGGUACAGCCCAAGUGGCGUUAGUCCAAGAACCUUACUUUCGUAAGGGGAAUUUCUAUUUAGGAAACCUUGUGAAUCCGGUGUUUGCUACUUUCAGUAAAAAUGAAAUGGCAAACUCACGUGUCAUGCCUCGAGCAUGUGUGCUUGUCAACAACGCAAUCGUUGCUACACUCAUAUCUAAACUAACUACCAGAGAUGUAUGUGCUAUAUCAAUUGAUGUAUCUGUUGGAAACCUCAACAGGAAAUACGUUUAUUGUUCGGUUUAUUUACCGCAUGAUGAACCAUCCCCUACGGAUGCUUUCAAACAUGUCAUUGCAUACUGCACUUCAAAAGGCCUUCCGCUAAUUGUUGGUAGUGAUGCUAAUGCUCACCAUAUAAUCUGGGGCAGCUCAGACAUCAAUUUGAGAGGCUCCAGUUUGAUGGAAUACUUAAGUAGUACAGAUCUUGGAUUACUUAACAUAGGCAACCGCCCAACCUUCAUGGUAUCUGGUAGAGAGGAAGUGUUAGACAUAACGCUUUGCUCUAGCAGAAUUAGUCAUGAGCUGACCAAUUGGCAUGUGUCAGAUGAAGAAUCUUUAUCUGACCAUCGUUACAUCUUGUUUGAACAUGUGAAUGUUACUUCGCAAACUUUGCGUUUCAGGAAUCCCCGGUCAACCAACUGGGAUCUCUUUACCGAUCUGGUUGCAGCCAAAUUUCAUGGAUACUCACCAUCAAUUGACACUCCAAGUGAUUUAGAUGAUGCCGUUGAUACUACAACGGCCUUCAUCAUGGAAGCUUUUGAAGAAACCUGCCCUCUGCGGUCUGUGAAGACCACAAGAGGAACCCCUUGGUGGAACUCCGAUCUGGCGAAGCUCAGGAAACAAUGUAGAAAGAGUUGGAACAGACGACAUUCGGCUGGAUCGGAGGCUUUCAGGUCGGCUCGCAAGGCCUACCAGAAAGCUCUUCGGUCUGCUGAACGAUCCGGCUGGAAAAACCUUUGUACAAAUGUUUCCAGUCUGAGUGAAGCCAGUUGAUUGAACAAAAUCCUUGCAAAAUCUAAGGAUUUUCAAGUGAACGAACUUCGUUUGCCAAAUGGUGAUUUCACUUCCUCUGAUGAGGAAGUUUUAGAAUGUUUAUUCAGUACACACUUCCCCGGAUGUGUGGAUAUUACAUCUUCGGAUGAACCUGAUGUCUUUUCUUGUAGUUAUGAUUCUUUAGCUUCGGCUCGGAGUAUCAUAACUUUAGAAUUGAUUGAAUGGGCACUUAAUAGCUUUGCUCCUUUCAAAUCUCCUGGGGCAGAUGGGAUUUAUCCUAUUUUGCUUCAGAAGGGAUUUGAUCAUUUCAAACAUGUUUUGAAACAACUACUUGUUUGCAGUUUUGCUACAGGGUAUAUUCCCAAAUCCUGGUGGGAUAUUACUGUGAAGUUUAUUCCGAAAGUGGGUCGCGCGUCGCAUGAAGAAGCAAAGAGCUUCAGACCUAUCAGUUUGACCUCUUUUCUUCUGAAAUGCUUAGAACGCAUAGUCGAUCAUCACAUCCGUGAUGUUCAUCUGGCCAAUGUGCCUCUUCAUGUGAACCAAAUGCUUACCAAUCUGGAAAGUCCACUGUGACUCUUUUACACAAAGUUGUUUACGAUAUCGAGAAGGCAUUCACUCAAAAGCAAUCCUGCUUGGGUGUUUUCUUAGAUAUCGAGGGUGCCUUUGACAAGGUGCCUUUCGAUGCCAUAUUGGAAGCCGCACGGGGUCAUGGUAUAUCUCCAAUGAUUUCCAAUUGGAUUCACCAAAUGCUCAAAACCGACAUCUUUUCUCGACAUUGCGUCAAGCGGCGAUUAGGAAAUUGAGUGUUUGUGGAUGCCCCCAAGGGGGAGUCUUAUCACCACUUUUAUGGAUUCUCGUAGCAGAUACGCUAUUGAGGCAACUCAAUAAUAGCGGUUUUCCUACUUAUGGUUUUGCCGACGACUACCUAAUAUUGUUAGUCGGUAUGUGCAUCAGCACCCUUUUCGACCUGAUGCAAAACGCUCUUCAGGUAGUUGAGGGUUGGUGUCGCCAAUAUGGCCUUUCGGUAAAUCCGAGUAAAACAUCUAUUGUUCUUUUCACGGAGAAGCGAAACCGUAAUGGUGUUCGAACUUUACGUCUCUUUGAUUCUGAAAUCAAUGUGACUGAACAGGUAAAGUACGUUGGAGUCAUUCUUGAUUCCAAGCUUUCCUGGACACCUCAUGUUGAGUUCAGAAUCAAGAAAGCUUGUAUGGCCUUCGGGCAAUGCCGGCGAACCUUUGGUACAACUUGGGGUCUAAAACCCAAGUAUAUCAAAUGGAUCUACACAACUGUUGUUCGGCCAAUAUUGGCUUAUGGAUGCCUUGUGUGGUGGCAAAUGGGCGAAGUGAGAACGGUCCAAUCAAAGUUAGGCCAUCUCCAAAGGAUGUGCUUAAUGGCGAUGUCUGGAGCGUUCUCUUCAACUCCCACGGCAGCACUCGAAGUUCUCUUUGACGUUGCCCCACUACACAUUCAUCUCAAACAAGAAGCACUUUCUUGCACUUACCGCCUAUGGGUACUCGGUUUACUAGAGGAAAUUCCUGUGAACCGCAGUUCAACACACACCUCGUUGUUUCCACUUUUGGUGAAUUGGGACAAAGUUGUCCUUGCUCCAAGUGAUCUUACAAUUGCUUGUAAUUUUCCAUAUAGGACAUUUUCCACGAAAUUCCCUUCCCGGGAAGAGUGGACAUCUGGUUAUCUGGAGAGAAACAAAACGCUGUUCACCUUGUAUGGGUACCUGGCCAUUCUUCCAUCGCUGGAAAUGAAUUGGCUGAUGAGUUAGCUCGCACUGGAGCAUCACAAGACUUCUUUGGCCCUGAGCCAGCUAUUCCGGUAUUCAAGUGUUGGAUUAAGCUUCAGAUUCACACCUGGGCUGUCAUUCAACACAGACAAUAUUGGAAUAGUUUGGAGUCAUGUCGUCAAACCAAAUUGUAUAGUGCUGAGCCAUCUCUACGGGUGGCGAAGUAUCUAACUAAUCUGUCUAAGCAGAAUUGCAGCAUGUUGGUCAAAGCAUUGACUAGCCACUGCCGACUCAGCUAUUACAUGGCGAAUAUUCAGCAAGCUGAUUCAUUUGCCUGUGAUAGCUGUGAAUCCGAUUAUGGAACUUCGUAUCAUUUGAUAUGUAACUGUCCAGUUUUCGCGCAACUGCAUUUCCGAGUAUUCGGUAAACACUUAUUAAGUGAAACUGACUUCAGAAACCUGAAUCUUCAGGAUAUUCUGUUGUUCUUAACCCGCUGUGGUAAAGAGCUAUAGGCUCUCUUUCGCUUUAUGCGUUAUUACAGUGCCCUUUUCUGGGCGCUGUUUGAACCCAUUGUGGUACGCUUGUGCGUUAGUACCCUCUUCCAGGGUAUUUUUCCUAUUUCCCUACCUGUCCCUAUCCCCAUCCAAAUCCUUUUCCCUUCCUUUUCCCUCAGGUAGAUGAUGAAAUAGGCUGUUAUUUUGGCGAUGGCACAAAUGUCCCAAAUGGAGGAUAACGUGCCUCUGGAGCCGGCCUUCUGAUACCUGAUACCUGAUAUAUGCCAUAGAAGCGUAAUAAUUGUAUUAUUUCACAGUUAUUGUUUGCAUUUUGAUUUGACAAAGAAAAUGAACAUCAGUCCUGUGGGUAAAAAUUCAACAUGAAUCUCAAUACAGCGCUUUCGGCCAAACCGUGGAAUGGUUUGUGAGAAUUUUUAGCGCUAUUUAAGUUCCUGCUGGAGAAAUUUCCAUUGAUUCCGCUUACUGUAUUCCUGCAAAAGAAAGGAGAAAAGACAAAACUGUUAGAAUUUUGAGCAUAAAUUAGAACUGAUUAGGACUAUUUUGGAAGCAUUUACAACUGUAAGUGGAAUUUUUAGAGCCCAGAUUGGAUUUAUUUUAGUUUAACAAGAGAUUCUCAACUGCCAUCGGCAUAACUUUUAUUUUAUACCAGAAAGUCUGCGCUUCAUACAGAAAAGUUGAUUAGGCAAGGUCUUAGAGGAUAGUUUUCUUUUACUUUCAGUAAUAUAUUCAUUGGAAAACAACAUGCAUGUUUUUCCUCUGGUUUAUGAUUAUUUAUACUGAAAAAAAGAAGAAAAAAGAUCCUUACAAAAUAAUCAGAAAACCCCUUAUUAACCUUCACGUACCCGACCCCCGACAACUUAUUUUCAAAAUGCUGGUAUUUCAUCAGUUCUCAUCCGUUUUUUUUUUUUUUUGAAGUCGCCCUCAAUCGAUCAUAAAUUGGUGCAAGUUUAUUACACCAAAGUGGCCAUGCAAUAUCCGGAACCAUCUCUGAGAUAUUCCGGAUUGUACUGGGGUCAUGGAGGGUGCCGAAAUGGCUAGAAAUGAUUAUUCCGCGUGUUAUUAUGUUUGAACCUUCGUUUUUGAGCGGAAUUUUCACUGCGUACAAUAAAACACAACUGCGGUAAUCAGAUUUGAAUAAGUUGACCCAUACGGAUCACCGUGACAGGUUCCGAGGGGGCCUCAUUGGGGACACUUCUGGGUUUCAUCCAAAUAUUCAUGGUUUCGAACGACUGAGUCAGAAAUGAUAGAAUGAAAUCUGUAUCAACUAAUAUGGCCACCCCGAAACAUAUAGCACACACAGAUAAAAAUAAUGAGGUUUACACGUCAUGUAAACUUCAUUUUAGUCAUGUAAACUUAGUGUUAUGAUGAUUUACAUGAUGUAUCAUGUAAAUUUGUGUUAUAUGUCAUGUAAACUCUCAGAGUCAUGCUGAUUUACAUGACAUAUAAUGGAAGUUUACAUGAUAUUUCAUGAACUUUACAUGAUAUGUUAUGUAAAGAUAUCCCACGCUCCAAUUAUGUGCAUCAUAUGUCACAGAAUUUUACACUCUUUUUUCGAUCUGUGCAGGUUCCACGGGGGUGCCAUCGCGGACAUUUCUGGUUUUCAACCAAAACAUGCCGAGCGACGUAUCAAUCUUCAUGAUUUCGAAUGAAUGGGAUAGAAAAAAAAAUGACUUAAGUAUGUAUCAACUGAUAUGGCCACUCCGUAACACCUGGAACAGGUUCCUCAAACACAAUAACAUACACGAAAUAAUCACUUUUAGCCAUUUAGCAAAACAGGCAUCAAUUGCUCAAGAUACUGAAACAAUUUUAUGGUCAGCAUCAGCCUACUGAAUAAAUAGGUAUAAAAGCGAGGACUCUUAUUUAGUUUUAAGUUCUUAAACAUAUCAAAACCCAUUUUUAUGAAAAGUGUCUUUUGGGUGUAUUUAAUACACGUUAUUAUACCACAUUAAUAAAAAAUAAUCAUAAUGUUUUCGAACUUCACCAUGCCAGCAGGCAUGUUUGAAAAUUAUCAAUGAAAUAUUUCAUUUUUCUUACAUAAAAUAGCAUUACUUCACCUAGCUAUUUAAAUACGUUACCAGUCAAAUUUUAAGUAAAACAAAUGGUUUUCUUAAGAUUGAAUCUACCCUUUUUCAUAUGCUGGAAAGCUUGAGGUGAAACAAUCACUUUGAAAUGUCACAACUGGCAUAGAGGUGCGUGGAAUUUGCCUAUAACUUUUUUAACAGUUGUAAGUUUUUGACACGCUAUUCGUGUUCAGAAGGUCAAAAUCAAGUGGAAAUGGUAAUUAAAAAUUUUACCUGAUGUUUAUUUGUACACUGAUCAAUUUCAUCCCAAAGUGGUAUUUUCAAUUUUUUUUGUUCGAAGUUUUUCAACUUUAUGUUAAAAUUUGUUGAAAACUGAGAUGUAUGUAGUUAGCGUGUAUACAAUACAGCAAGAAGGAAUGAAUUCCGUUGUACGGAAUUCAUUACACGAUCGAUCGGGUGAAACCGAUCUCGCAGACGAAGGUCUGAUCGAUAUUGAAAUAAAUUAAAGCGUUCAGUUCUUACUGACACCUCGAGCAGAUAAGUCGUCUAAAACUAUAUCUCCCAAACCAUCACAGACCCGUUAUAUUCUAGUGCGCUAAAUCCACCUCAGUUUAGGUACUAAAUAGUUCCGUAGUUCGUAGUGUUAUCCGGUGUAGUUGGUGGAUAUAUCAGCUGGCGGCGAGGGAAAAAGUUGAAAGUGCUCAAGAACAAUUAAAUCGAUCCGCCACAGUUCGGCGGAGAAGUGUUUUUUUUUCAGUGACGCGGCACCUUUUCAUCUCGAAACGCUACUGGGGCGUUCAUCGUCCGAUCCAGGCCAUUGCACUGAUAUUGAGUAAGGCGUCAGCAGCGAAGCUUUUGUGGGGACGACUUUUCUUCAACGACGACAACCUUUGGCGGCAGUUUUUCGCAGCAGUUAUACUGCAAAAAGGUUAAUCGCGUAAUCGGGAGUGGUAAGUUUUUCGUCGGAGGAGGUUUAGAGACGAGUUUUUUUUUGUGUGUGAAUCUGAGGAUUUGCCAUUUUAGUUACUUUUACUAGCGCCAUUUUGUAAGGUAACUUAUUGAAAAGUGUGUGACCUUUGUUUUCUUUUGUUAAGGAAAUAAUAGAAAAAGACUAAAAAGAAAUUCUGCAUCACAAUUACUUUGUCACAAUCUUUUAUUAAGAGAUUUUUUCUUUUAUUCUAUUAGACAGCGUCCCAGGAACAAUUAACAGCCAUUGUAGUGGACCAGGUGACACUUCAUCACCCAGUGUUUUUACGGCGAAACGGUUUGAUCCUUCUCAUCUGGCCGUUUUCUUCUGCUUGGUUCCCAUCCCGGCACAGGUGACUCAAAGAAACCUUAACGUCUACGGUCGGCUUGUGUGGUUGCCAAGGGGCGAAUACCGCAAGCAGCGCACCCACAUCUAUUCCCCUGGUCGGCAACGACUGAGCGACGGUUUUGAUUCAAAUUGGAAGCGUACAAACCAUGGCGCAUCGCGGUCAACUUCGUGUAUGUAAGGGUGGUGAUUCCGCCGAGAGACCAAACAUCCGUUUGGCUCGGCAACGGCCGAGCUUAGACACAAGCAGAGACACCAGUCAGGAGGAGUUUCACGGAUUUCCGGAGGAGGAGAUACGUCGAGGCAAGAAGAGGAAGAUCAUGGCUGAUAUUUCAGAUCAUGAGAUCGAACAGUCGCCGGGUUUUAUACCGAGGCGAUCGAAGAGGCUUAGAAAGACCCAUCGUGACAAUAACUUCAUUUAUUCUAAGUAAUGUUUAGCUGUGAACUUAAAUCAUAAUUUCCAUUUAUUAUUUUCUGAAUUUAAUGAACUUUAUUUGAAGACAUCAAAAUGAAUUGUUAAAACUUUUAAAAUAGUUUGUAUGUAGUUUCAUUCGGAACUUCCUCAAAGGGGGGAGGACUGAGAUGUAUGUAGUUAGCGUGUAUACAAUACAGCAAGAAGGAAUGAAUUCCGUUGUACGGAAUUCAUUACACGAUCGAUCGGGUGAAACCGAUCUCGCAGACGAAGGUCUGAUCGAUAUUGAAAUAAAUUAAAGCGUUCAGUUCUUACUGACACCUCGA
This is a messenger RNA of Aedes albopictus (Asian tiger mosquito), 15402 nucleotides long. RefSeq lists its product as uncharacterized. Gene Ontology annotation, molecular function: catalytic activity; zinc ion binding; nucleic acid binding. The record is from RefSeq and is a predicted model, not a curated record. NCBI's taxonomy places the organism in Eukaryota, Metazoa, Arthropoda, Insecta, Diptera, Culicidae. The transcript has 2 exons. Bases 8062 to 9081 code for a protein of 339 amino acids.